AUGGAGUUACGGAUUAAAGGAAUUGAAGGAAGCAGGCGGCAUUUGCCGGCUGUUCGCGCGCCUGAGCCGAGCGCUGUGCCGUCGACAUCUGAAGACUAUUAUCUCUCUUUCUCCCUUACUCUCUGUCUCAUUUUCUCUCUUUCUUUCUCUAUCUAUCUAUCUAUCUAUCUAUCUAUCUAUCUAUCACUCUUUCCACCCUCUCUUUAUCUCACCCCCCAGCUCUUUCUCUCUCUCCCUUUCUGUACUUCCUUCUUUUUUUCUUUUUUUUCCUCUUUCUUACGCUCUCUUUCCAUCUCUAUUUCUCUCUUAAUUUUUCUCUCUCUACCUUACCUUUCUUUCCUUCUUUCUCCCUCUUUCCUUCGUUUUCUUUCUCUCCUUCUCUCUACUUCUCUCUCUUCAGCUUUCGCUCUCUCUUUCUUUCUCUCUUACUUCAUUUAUGUCUAUAUUUCCCGCACUCUUUCCUUCUAUAUAUAUUUCUCUCUCUCUCUCUCUCUCUCUCUCUCUCUCUCUCUCUCUCUCUCUCUCUCUCUCUCUCUCAUCCUCUCUUUCUAUCACUCUUUACUUCUCUUUUUCUCCGUUUCCCUUUUCUGUUAUUUAUCUAUUUUUUCUCACUCUCCCCUUCUCUCUUUUUCUCUCUUCGUUCCUUUCCCUCUCUCUCUCUCUCUCUCUCUCUCUCUCUCUCUCACACACACACACACAUACAUACACACACAUUUUCUUUCGAUGUCAUUUCUCUCUCACAAACCAAUUUUUACUUCUCUUUCUCAUUUUUUCCUUUUUCCAUUCCCCCCUUCCCUUUCCCUAUUUCUGUCUGUCUGUCUCUCUUUCUCUCUCUCUCUCUCUCUCUCUCUCUCUCUCUCUCUCUCUCUAUCUAUCUAUCUAUCUAUCUAUCUAUCUCUAUCUAUCUCUGUACUUGUUGAAGAGUUUAUAUUACCUUUAUUUACAUAUGUGAGCGAUUUGGCGCGUGUAGAUAUUAAACCGGAUGUGGCACAAGGUCGGUUUAUAUCUAUCUAUCUAUCUAUCUAUCUAUCUAUCUAUCUAUCUAUCAUCUAUCUAUCUAUCUAUCUAUCUAUCUAUAUCUAUCUAUCUAUCUAUCUAUCGUUAUCUAUUUCCAUCCAUCCAUCUAUAUCAGUGUCUUCGUUCAUCUAUCCAUCUAUCUAUCUAUCCAUCCAUCCAUCCAUCCAUCUUCCGUAUCUAUCUCAAUCUAUCUAUCUAUCCAUCCAUCUAUCCAUCUAUCUAUCAUAUCAUAUCUAUCCAUCCAGUCCAUCCAUCCGUAUCUAUCUAUCUAUCUAUCUAUCUAUCUAUCUAUCUAUCCAUCUAUCUAUCUAUCUCAGUGUCUCCAUCAUUAUCUAUUUAUUUAUCUAUAUCAAUGUCAGUCUCUUUAUUAUCUAUUCAUCCAUCUAUCUAUCUAUCUAUCUAUGUCAGUCUCUUCCGUAUCUAUCUAUCUAUCUAUCCAUAUCUAUCUAUCUAUCUAUGUCUAUUUAUUUAUCUAUAUCAGUUCCGUUAUCUAUCUAUCUAUCUAUCUAUCUAUCUAUCUAUCUAUCUAUCUCAGUCUACCGUAUCAUUCAUCAUCAGUUUCAUCUAUCUAUCUAUCUAUCUUUCAUCUCAUGUCGGUUCAGUGUCUCUUUCUAUCUCUUUCGGUCAGUUCAUGUCUAUCCCUUUCAGUCAGUGCAUAUAUAUCUAUCUAUCUAUCUAUCUAUCUAUCUAUCUAUCUAUCUAUCUAUCACAGACUAUCUAUCUAUCUAUCUAUCUAUCUAUCUAUCUAUCUAUCUCUAUUGCUUAUCUAUUGCUAUAUCUGGGCCUGGUUUAUCUGUCUGUCUGUCUGUCUAUCUAUCUAUCUAUCUAUCUAUCUAUCUAUCUAUCUAUCUAUCUAUCCCACCCAGUGCCUUCCUUAUCUAUCUAUCUAUUUAA
Acanthosepion pharaonis is the source of this 1911-nucleotide messenger RNA. NCBI's taxonomy places the organism in Eukaryota, Metazoa, Mollusca, Cephalopoda, Sepiida, Sepiidae. The record is from the annotation of a GenBank genome assembly.